Hevea brasiliensis (rubber tree) is the source of this 471-nucleotide messenger RNA. RefSeq lists its product as uncharacterized. The record is from RefSeq and is a predicted model, not a curated record. NCBI's taxonomy places the organism in Eukaryota, Viridiplantae, Streptophyta, Magnoliopsida, Malpighiales, Euphorbiaceae. The transcript has a single exon. The coding region runs from base 1 to 471 and encodes 156 amino acids.
AUGCCAUCCUAUGCUAAGUUCUUAAAGGAAAUCCUUUCUAAGAAGAGGAAGUUGGAGGAUUAUGAGACUUUUGCUUUAACAGAGGAAUGUAGUGCCAUCUUGCAAAACAAGCUGCUUCUAAAACUCAAGGACCCUGGAAGCUUCUCUAUACCUUGUUGCAUUGGCAACAUGAACAUUGAUGAAACCUUUUGUGAUCUUGGUGCUAGUGUGAGUCUAAUGCCUCUAUUAAUAUGCCAAAAGCUGAAUGUUAGAGAGCUUAGACCAAUAAUAAUUUCAUUACAAUUGGCAGAUAAGUUUGUCAAGUACACAAUUGGCAUCUUGGAGAACAUCCCCAUCAAAGUAGGCAAGUUCUUUAUUCUUGUUGACUUUGUUGUCCUGGAGAUGGAAGAAGAUGUUCAGAUUCCCAUUAUAUUGAAAAGGCCAUUCUUAGCAACUUCUAGAGCUAUCAUAGAUGUGAAAAAUGGGCGAUGA